AAAGCACACAGCAAUGGCCGAUAACUCCGGGCUGCCUGGAGCUCCGCUGGGGAUAACAAUAGCCGUAAUAUCAAGCUUUAUUAAUGGCUCGACGUUUGUGCUUCAGAAAAAGGGAAUACUGCGUUCUCGUGACAAAGGGUGUUCGUACCUUACAGAUGUGGUGUGGUGCAGUGGAACGCUGUGCAUGAUCAUUGGUCAAGUUGGGAAUUUCCUGGCGUAUAACCUGGCCCCUGCUGUGAUUGUUACACCAUUAGGGGCCCUUGGAGUACUGUUUGGAGCAGUCCUGGCUUCUUGGAUACUGGAGGAGCGUUUAAACGUCCUGGGGAAACUCGGUUGCAUCAUCUGUUGCUGUGGUUCCGUCGUGCUCAUCAUUCACGCCCCUAAAGCGGUGGCAACAUCAAGGCGGGAGCUUGAAGACGGACUGUCAGAUCCAGUGUUUGUAACCUACAUCCUACUCGUGGUGCUGACCCUGGUCACCCUGAUCGUGUGGGUCGCUCCAGCUCACGGGACGUCCAACAUCAUGGUGUACGUCGCCAUAUGUUCGCUUCUUGGAAGCUUCACCGUCCCAAGCAGCAAAGGACUCGGCCUGGUGGCUCCUGAUGUGUUCGGCGAAGGACAGUCAAAUGUCGGCACCGUGGCUCUCUUCCUUGGCCUGCUGGGGGCGCUGGCGGUCAGCAUACUGAUCCAGUUCUUCUUCAUCAAUAAGGCCUUGGAGUGCUUCAGCUCCAACAUAUUUGAAGCGAUAUACUACGUGACGUUCACGUCCACCGUGAUUUUCGCUUCUGCCCUUCUGUUCAAGGAGUGGACGGGACUCACGGCCACCGACGGCCUCGCCAUGCUCUGCGGCCUGACAACCGUGUGUGUGGGAGUGAUACUCCUUCGAAUUUCCCAGGAAGCUAUGAUUACCUGGAAGGAGAAAAGGGAACGGAAAAAGACAGACUGAUUGUGUUACGGUGUUUUUUUCGGGGGUGGGGGGUUGUUUUGCAGGACACAGACUCUGUUGCUCUGCACUACCUCCCCUUUAAGUGACCAAAAUUGUGAGAUGAAACGCUCAGCCGUGACCUUUGACCACAUUAGUGUGAGGAGGAAAGCUUUGAUUACAUUGUGAGCAUUUUAUUGGAUAGCGGGUGGGAUUUGUCUGGAAACAAAAUGGCGUUCUGUAGUGAUGAGUCCGGCAACACCGAUGCGUCGCCGCAUGCGUCAAGCCCUUUGACAAAACUCCGUGUCGGUGCGCGUAUUGCUUUCAGCAAGUCACGUGACCGAUACAGGACCUGAUUUGAAAUGACACUGGUGCGCCAAACUGUGUUUAUAAAGAAGCGACUCUGUCAACGGGAUGCAUUUGCCAAAAUAAUUAUUGAUCUUUUACGGUACGUUGUCAACUAUAGGGCAUCCUCAAGGCAAACGAAAGGUUUUGUAGUUUGGGACCAUUUUGAUCUUACAUCAGAAAACAAGCUAUUGGUUAUCACUUUGUUGUUGUUUCAUCCAGUUUUUUUCAGUUUCUACUUGAUCUAUCUGAAUCCAAAUUCAGCUGAAAUUAUCUCUUAAUUUACUUUCAUAUUAUGUUCCGCAGAUUAAGUGUUGCAUAUGUAUGACAGAACUGUCUUAUUUAAAUAAAUCCACCUCCUCAAUGCUGAGGCAUUAUAGGGCAUCAGAAUGAAGUCCCAGAUACACCAGGAUAAACUCGGGUAUUCAGCACAUUCUACAAAUUACUGUUUCUUUUUAUAAAUUAUUUCAUGUAAAUGUAUUGUUUACUUUAUUUUUUUCUACAGCAGGAGAAGUUGUGUCAAAAAAGCGUAACAGACUAAAUUUUAAAAUGAUGAAAAAACUUAUUUUUUCAAUGAAAAUUUGUGGGGGGAAAAAAAACCUCAGUCCACAAGCAUCCUCAUUCCAAACACGUUCACUUAAAUUUUCAUCACUUGGUACAUAUUCACAUUUUUUAUUGACUGUAUCUAAUAAUAUCAAAUAUAUUUUGAAUUUAACUGAAGAUAUGACAAUAUGCAAUAUAUAAUAUACAAUAAAAUACAAUGACUUAAAUCUUAUUGUAUAGACUAGAUCAUCAAAUCAGUCUGACAACUACAUUGCCUGUAGGGAUUUUUAAUGUCCAGCAGGUGUCAGUAUUUAGCGACACAGUAUAGACACAGUAUCAAUACAGUUUUGCUAUGGGUUGAAAUGCUUCAUAACGCCUCAUUUACCCAUCACUAGCGUUCUGUACCUGUAGGGCUGUACAGGAAUAAGGAAGUGUAGAGGGUGGCUAUUUAUACAAAUAAAAAUCAAAAGGUUGUGCCUUUUUAUGAAACCCAUACAGGUUUCUUGUAGGGGUGCACUGAGAAAUCAGAUCAAAUUUCCUUUGUCUUGGCAAAUUGUCAAUCGGUUUAUACUUACAAGUGAAAUAGAGUUGGAUAAUAGACCAAUAUAUAUACAAUGUGAUCAAUAUCAAUACAUAAUAGGUCUAAUAGAAUUUUCAAUAAUGUCACUAAAUUCUGAUCCAGAACCGCACAGCAUUCUGGGGGAUGUAGGCAGAGGAAAGGCUUUAGCCGCUCAACCUCUCCCGGUCUAGCUAAGCUAGCCCGGUGGUAUCAACUAACUCGCUCUUUGGUUACCUGGCAACAACUAUAUUUUUUGUUAAAAAAAAAAAGGUUUGAAAAUCAUGUGUAAUUUUCCUUCCACUUAACGUUAGUCUGUCAAAGAUGAUAAAAGUUAAUUUUAAUACUAAAUAACAGAAUUGGUAUUCUGUUAUUGACUCCUAGUUUUUCUAUAAUAACAUAAGCCUUUAUUAUCCCUGUUAUUCUAACUUUAUCUGUCAGUUCAUUCCAAAUUACUAUUAAACUGCCUGCAUUCGUCUCAUCUAAACAAAUCACUCCGCUUUGGUUCAU
Molecule: messenger RNA, 2873 nt
Organism: Gambusia affinis (western mosquitofish)
Lineage: Eukaryota; Metazoa; Chordata; Actinopteri; Cyprinodontiformes; Poeciliidae
Gene: nipa1
Product: NIPA magnesium transporter 1
Exons: 5
Coding region: 14-943 (309 amino acids)
Biological process (GO): magnesium ion transport
Cellular component (GO): membrane
Molecular function (GO): magnesium ion transmembrane transporter activity
Source: RefSeq, a predicted model, not a curated record